GCGGGGCGGGAGCGGCUUGGCGGCGGCGGCCGGAUAACGGCGCCGGUGGCUGUGCCCGCGUCCUCGGCAUUCCCGGCUCACCCGGCAUUCCCGGCAUCGCCCCCUCGGCGGCGGGGCUUGGGAGAGCGGCGAGCGGCUCGGCGCGGUGGCACCGUCCCGGGGAGCAGCGUAUAGCUUAGUGUUAUGGGUGAUACAGAAGAAGCUAAAAUGCAGAUAACACCAGAAACUCCAGGACGAGUCACAAUCCUGAAUCCUUUUGAAAGUCCCAGUGAUUAUUGUACUCUUCAGGAGCAGAUUGUUUCCAGUCCUUUAAUUUUUAAGUCAACGAAAUCCUCAUCUACCCCAGGAAAAUUCAGAUGGUCUAUUGAUCAGCUUGCUCUAAUAAAUCCUGUGGAAAUAGACUCGGAAGACAUUCGACGCCAAGGAAUGUAUUUGAGCCGUGCUAGAAUUGAUAAGGAGACAGAAGACAGAAGGCAAAAAGCUAUUGAGGAGUUUUUCACAAAAAAACUCAUAGUUCCUUCUCCUUGGACUGAACAUGAAGGCAAGCAAGUUUCUCAGUUUAAUUCAACUAAAUCCAUAGAUAUAAAUAACAUUUCUCCAAUUGGAAGACGGCUGAGCUUGCAGCCUGGGAAAAGCAAUGCUGCUUGUCAGACAGUACUGUCUUUGCCAGUGGAUUUUAAUUUAGAGAAAAUACUAGGUGAAUAUUUUAGAACUGAUGAAUUUGCAGAUCAGUCUCAGGAAAAUCUAAGCUCUUCAUCACUCAGAAGAAAGCUGUUUUUAGAAGAAAAUGGGAAUGUAUCUGCAUGUUUGUCCCCUUCUUUGCAUAGUCCAUGUGGUAGUCAGCCACUUGGAGUGCUUUGUUCCAUAGAAUUAUCUCCAGUCCGGUGCAGAAGCCCUCUGGACACAUCUAGUUCAGGUCAGUUUUCAUCAAGUCCUAUUCAGGGAGGAACAAGAGCUUAUAGUCUGGGAAGUAUAACCAGUCCCCCAUUUCCAGAGGGGUCUCCAGCACCUAAUGGUUCUCCGGCUUUUUCACCAAUUGCUUUUCACAUAAGAAAAACACCACUCUCAGACCAAAGAAAAUUUACAUUUCGUUCUCCAGAUAUUCCUUCUUCCUCAAAUAGAAUGACACCCCCAAGUACAAGAAGUCCUUACAUAGAUGGUUGUUCUCCAAUUAAAAAUUGCUCUCCUAUGAGACUUGGAGCCUGUAGAGGAACUGCCCAAUAUCAGACUUCUGUCAUUAGAAUACCAAUUGCAGUUGAGAAUCGUGAGGAUGAGGAAGACAAGGAAAACACUUCUCCAGCAGAAGCUCGGUUCCCAGAAAUGGAUAAAGGAAUAAACCUACAUCAGGAAGACAGUGAUACUUUCGCACAUGGUACACAUCUUGUGGUGACAACUGUGUCUAUUGCACCAGAUCACUCAGAAGGUUGUCACCAAAGGUUGCCAUCAUUUCAGGAUAUAGAAGGCUUAAAGGAAAAUAAUACUGUAGACAUGGCUGAUGCAGCUGAAGUGUCAGAGGAAAACACUUGGAUGAAAGAAACAAUUGGCAGUAGCAGUGCACCAAUGACCAGCUUUAUGACAGGCAUUACUUUCAGUAUUGAAAGCUCUCGCAUGUGCAUGUCACCUCUUGCAGAAAGCAGUGCAAUUCCUUGUGACAACAGUAGUAUUCAGGUGGACAGUGGUUACAAUACACAGACUUGUGGAAAUAGCAUUAUGGAUACUGCAGGGACUGAAAACAGUUGCAGAGAGAAUGAUUUGAACACUAUUGUGUUUCAGAAUAAAUCUCAGCUGCUUAGAACAAAGGAGUGCUCUGUUUUAAGCCAUAAGGACAAUCAGUUGCUGAGAACAAAAUCUCCAGAGAAGCAAUCCUGUUUUCAAAAAGCCAAAACACAUAGCACAGUAUUUGGUCAAAAUGCAACUUGCAACAUUUCUGCUUGGAAACAUAAAAAUGAGAAUCAAGUUCAGGGAUUUCACAAAAGUGGUAUGUAGUUUUCUGAUGGAGAACUUAAUCUGUGGUUUGUAAUAAAUUUUUAUACAUAUGACCUCAAUUACCUGGAUUAUAUAUACUAUUUUGCUUUUCUAAUGCAAAUGUAAUGAACUGUUUGGUAUAUAUUAAGGGAGUUUUUAAAUAAUGUGGGAUUUUUCAGGUCUUAUUAAGAAAUUUAUUAGUGUCAUUAAGUGAUCCUUUUUGAAAAUUAAAGUGUCUACAUUUGGUACAGAGAAACAACAGGGGUUUUUUUCAGAAUUGUAUUCCUUUUGUGACUAGGGUGGAUUCCAUGAGCAGCCUAGGAUAACUUGCAUAGGAAACAGUAUAACUGCAAAAUCACUUACAUUUUAAGAUUUGUCCCUCCUAAAGGCAUGAGGCACAUUUUUCUUUGUGGGAAAGAAAAAGUGGAAUGGGUAAUUAGUCUGGUUUUGGUUUGCUUUUCUCCAACCAGAAAUAUUGUGUGGCUUCAUAAAUACUACCACUAGUACCAAGAGUAAGUCACUGGACAGAAGUGAACUGUUGGAGUGUGAUGAGAGCAAAUGCCAAGUUUAGUUAUCUUAGAAGUAUAAAAUGAUCUUUAUGUUAGAAGAAGCUGCUUAGUAGUUCUCUGAACAGCUUUUUCCUUGGUUUGACAGAAAUCUGUAAUGUUAGUUAGGUUUAAGUAAAAUGUAUUAUUGGUUACCUUAAAAUUAAAAGAUAGUGUUGUUGCUUUGGUAAUUGUGUUAGUACUAAACUUGGAGUUGAUCAGCUGACACUACCAGUGUCUCUGAAGAACAACUGUGUCCAAAUUGAUGCCCUGGUACUCUUUGGAAGGAACCUAAGAAGGUGCAGUAAGAUUCAUUUGACUCAGUACUACCACUAAGAAAAUGGUGUAGCCUUUCUUCAUUCCUAGUAUUAUUAUGUUGCUUAUAGAAAUUACCAAAAUACUUAGAUAAAUCUUUAAAAAAAUAAUUAACUUUUGCGUGCCAUUUAUUACCAAAAAGCAAACCUUUGAUCCUUUCAAGAAAACCAUCAGUUAAUUAAAAUAAUGGAUUAUGGGGCAUGGGGGGGUGUCAGAAGCCUAGAACUCCCUUUGUAUAAUCAAAUCAGAUUUAGCUGAAUUUGCUUGUAUUUGUUUAAAAGAACCUUCUGGAAUUUAAUAAAUGUAAAUAGAGGGAAAAAUCCAUAUGGUAAUCUUGUGGCCCUAAUGACCAAGAGGGAAAGAAGAGAUAAGGGAUUUAUCUGGUAUUUCAGAGCUCUGUUUAUGUAGAGCUCUGGUGAACUCUAAUUGGAUUAAUGAAAAAGAGAAGUCCAUUCACCAGUGUUCCAGGUGAAGCAGUCUUCCUCUCUUUUCAUAGCAAGGAUGUCCCAGGAUACUGAAUUUAAGUUCUGCUUUCUGUUCUGUGCCACAACCCACAGAAAAGUUUGUACCAAAGUGACAGAUGGUGGCUGAUGAGCAGCAAUUGGCACACUAGGCCUGAAACCUAUUGGUCAGAUCUAAAUUUGAAUGCAAAAUAGUAUUUAAAAAAAAAAUCUUAAAAGGGAAGGUGUGAACAGAAUCCUUUGGCAUUAAAAUCAGUGUAGUAGACCUGAGAGUUGUGUGGUGUUUGAAUGAAACAGUUCCUGAAAUACUUUCAUUAAUAAUUUCCUAGUGCAGGCUUUCUGAAAAGCAAAUUUGAGAAAAAGGGAAACAUCUGUCUGCAUCACUUGAUUGUAGUUCUCACAUUGCAAAAAUAAAUACUAAAAAAUUUACUUUAGAAAUCUUAUGAGCAAACAUGAUGUGCAUUAUUUUUACUUCUGCAUCAGUUUUAAUCACUGUUUCUGUAAUGCAUGUGGGAUUGAGAGUAAUGGAACCUAGUGUCAGAUAUUAGCUGUUUCAUUAUCUUCAAACAGUGCUCUACUGGAAGCUGGAAAUACACUGAAUUGAUAACUGUUAAGGAAUGAAUUUGGUUAAAAGUAGGAGAUGAACUUCUGGAAAACAAAUUUUAUAGAAUAGGGCCUUCAAAAUAUUUUAGCUUUAGCUUCUAAGUUUGUCACUCAAAAGCAGGAUACAACUUCUCUGAGAUUUAAAAGUUACGUAUGACCUUGUGUCAUUUCUGCUUCUCAUUAUAAUUUUAACAACAAUCAAUUGAAAGUUCUGUACAAAGGAUUUAUUUUU
This is a messenger RNA of Passer montanus (Eurasian tree sparrow), 4121 nucleotides long. RefSeq names its product BORA aurora kinase A activator (gene BORA). The coding region runs from base 184 to 1986 and encodes 600 amino acids. The transcript is spliced from 12 exons. Lineage: Eukaryota; Metazoa; Chordata; Aves; Passeriformes; Passeridae. The record is from RefSeq and is a predicted model, not a curated record. Gene Ontology annotation, molecular function: protein kinase binding. Gene Ontology annotation, biological process: activation of protein kinase activity; regulation of mitotic spindle organization; regulation of mitotic nuclear division. Gene Ontology annotation, cellular component: nucleus; cytoplasm.